AUGACACAAGUGAAAUUGAUUGGCGUUACACUGAGCCCUUUUAGUCGAAGAGUUGAGUGGGCUCUGAAAUUUAAGGGAGUUGAAUAUGAAUUUAUAGAAGAAAAUCUACAAAACAAGAGCCCUUUGCUUCUUGAAUCCAAUCCAAUUCACAAAAAAAUCCCAGUGCUAAUUCACAAUGGAAAGCCCAUUUGUGAGUCUAUGGUAAUUCUUGAAUAUAUCGACGAAACAUUUGAAGGUCCUUCCAUCUUACCUAAAGACCCUUAUGAUCGUGCAAUAGCUCGUUUUUGGGCUAAGUUUAUUGAUGAUACGUGUAUACCACUAUUGGGGAAAGUAUUGUUUGGCAAAGGUGAGGAGGCAGAAAAAUCCAAAGAAGAAUUUGGUGGACUAUUGAAGAUUCUUGAUAAUGAGUUAAAGGAUAAGAAGUUUUUUGUGGGUGACAAUUUUGGAUUUGCUGAUGUUGCUGCUAAUUUUAUGGCAUUUUGGUUUGGAAUUCUUGAAGAAGCCUCUGGAGUUGUUUUAGUAACAAGUGAAAAAUUUCCAAAUUUUUGUGGUUGGAGAGAUGAGUAUAUUAAUCGCAAUCAAGUCAAGGAAUAUUUACCUUCAAGAGAUGUGUUACUUGCCCAUUUCCAAUCUCGUUUCCAAUCUCCCAAAUGA
This is a messenger RNA of Solanum verrucosum, 654 nucleotides long. Its product is annotated as probable glutathione S-transferase. The coding region runs from base 1 to 654 and encodes 217 amino acids. NCBI's taxonomy places the organism in Eukaryota, Viridiplantae, Streptophyta, Magnoliopsida, Solanales, Solanaceae. The transcript is spliced from 2 exons. Gene Ontology annotation, biological process: glutathione metabolic process. The record is from RefSeq and is a predicted model, not a curated record. Gene Ontology annotation, cellular component: cytoplasm. Gene Ontology annotation, molecular function: glutathione transferase activity.